UUGUUCUCAUAGUUCCACGUUUUCUGACGAAACUUGGUUAACUUUUUCAUCGCACUGCGGUGAAUGUAUUCUCUAGGCUGUGUUACAAGCGCAUAUUAUCCCCGUCUAACUGUCUUUCACAUUUCGCUACGUUUCGUUUCCUUGAUUUACCGUCGUCAUCAACGAUCCGGAUCAGGCUUCGUGCACGUUGCACAGUAGCAUUCAUGAGUUGGUAACGUAAACUGCUCCUGUAAAUCUAGUAGAAUUUUUCGAGUAAUUUGUGCUGAGUUAAGUUAAUAAAAGAUGUCAUCAAAGGAAAUAAUCGAGAAACAGAUUCAGGCACAGGGUGAUCUCGUUCGUCAAUUAAAAGCAGCCAAAGAAAGCAAAGAAAAGAUUGCUGAAGAAGUUGCCAAGUUGUUGCAACUCAAAGCCUCACUUAAUGAUGGCAAUCAAACAGCACCUAGCAAUCAAAAAUUCGUGCUGAAAACUCCAAAAGGCACCAGAGAUUAUGCCUCUGAACAAAUGACAAUAAGAAACUCUGUGCUCGAUAAAGUCAUCAAUGUUUUUAAGAAACAUGGGGCUGUCACCAUUGAUACACCGAUUUUUGAGCUGAAAGAAGUCCUCACAGGGAAAUAUGGAGAGGAUUCAAAGCUUAUUUAUGAUUUGAAGGAUCAGGGUGGAGAGAUAUUGUCAUUGCGAUAUGAUUUGACAGUGCCUUUUGCAAGAUUUCUAGCAAUGAAUAAAAUAUCCAACAUUAAGCGUUAUCAUAUUGCGAAAGUGUAUCGCAGGGACAAUCCUGCCAUGUCCAGGGGUCGUUAUCGUGAAUUUUAUCAAUGCGAUUUUGAUAUAGCAGGUACAUACGAUGAAAUGAUACCGGACAGCGAAUGCGUUCGUGUUGUCCACGAGAUUUUAACAUCGUUAAACAUUGGAAAGUUUGUUAUCAAACUGAAUCAUAGAAAAUUAUUGGAUGGGAUGUUUGAAGCAUGUGGGGUACCCGCUGAUAAAUUCAGGUCGAUUUGUUCGGCUGUUGAUAAACUUGACAAGAGUCCAUGGGAGGAAGUUCGCAAGGAAAUGAUCGACGAAAAAGGCCUCACCGAUGAAGUCGCUGAUAAAAUCGGCGAAUAUGUUCGUUUGAGUGGUAAAGGAGAACUUGUCGAGAAACUUCUUGCGGAUUCAAAUUUGAUUAAGAGUAAAUCCGCUGUUGAGGGUUUGGAGGCAAUGAAACUUAUUUUAAAGUAUUGCCAGAUUUACGGAACGCUUGAUCAAGUUUCGUUUGACCUGAGUCUUGCUCGUGGUUUAGAUUACUAUACAGGAAUCAUCUACGAGGCUGUUUUAUUAGGUGAAACAGGGUCGGGUGAUGACGUCGCUGUGGGUUCCGUUGCUGGUGGCGGACGGUAUGAUACGCUCGUUGGCAUGUUUGAUCCGAAACACAAGCAGGUUCCUUGUGUGGGUGUGUCCAUUGGUGUGGAGCGCAUUUUUGCAGUAUUGGAAGCGCAAUUAGAGAAGAAUAAAAGUAAAGUACGCACAACUGAGAUUGAGGUUUACGUUGCUUCAGCACAAAAGAACUUAUUCGAACAGCGGAUGUUGCUGUGCAAGGAAUUGUGGGAUGCUGGGUUCAAAGUCGAACAUUCCUACAAGAAAAAUCCAAAGUUACUGGCGCAACUUCAGCACUGUGAAGAUGAAAGUAUACCUUUGGUGAUUAUCCUCGGAGAGAGCGAGUUGGAGAAAGGAGUGGUAAAAUUAAGAAACGUCACGACUAGGGAAGAAGUAGAGGUUGUCAGGGGCGAUUUACCACAGGAAUUGAAGGCGCGCUUGAGUUUGGUUACAAAUUGUUUAGCAUAAGUUUGAUCAUAAAGCAAUUAAAACUUAUUUAUUUCACACAACAGAAAAA
Dalotia coriaria is the source of this 1870-nucleotide messenger RNA. It is a transcript of the gene HisRS, whose product is annotated as histidine--tRNA ligase. NCBI's taxonomy places the organism in Eukaryota, Metazoa, Arthropoda, Insecta, Coleoptera, Staphylinidae. The record is from RefSeq and is a predicted model, not a curated record. Gene Ontology annotation, biological process: histidyl-tRNA aminoacylation; mitochondrial translation. Gene Ontology annotation, cellular component: cytoplasm; cytosol; mitochondrion. Bases 283 to 1821 code for a protein of 512 amino acids. Gene Ontology annotation, molecular function: histidine-tRNA ligase activity; ATP binding; RNA binding. The transcript has 4 exons.